AUGGCAGACCGCCACGCACAUGUCGCUUCCGACCCUGCAUCAGCCCCGGGUUAUGUCCGGUCCCCUGCGAAGGAUGGUGCCCAGGAGGCAGUGGAAGAAACACAACCGGUGGAACCCAACGAGGCGCCAUUACCUCCAGAUUUGGAACCUAGGUCACCAGCCAGCCCAACCAUCGAUGCAGUGACGCUGCCCCUUCCAGAUGCUACUAAGGAAGAGUUGCCGGAAGAACACAAAGAUCUCAAACCAGCCUACAUGACGGAGUCGUACGACGAAUCGCCAUUCGAAGCCAAGACGCCAGCAAAUCCGAAAACGCCCACGGACAAGGCGCCGCAUGCCAAACUUUCCAUAACAUUACCUUCUGCAAAGUCCCUGGAGACGGCAGCUGUGAAAACUCUGGCAGCGCCCACGUCUCCUCGUAAGAGUGCCAGGACUCGUGCCCCUGUGCCCAAAGCCGGCGUUGCGGCUCCAGGAUUGCCGGUGGAAGCAAAGACACGGGCGCGAGACGCCGAUAAUGCGCUGAUGCAAGGGCGAGACGCCGCGGUGGGCAGGGGAAAGGGGAAGCCAGUCCUACCAUCUAAACGACCGAGGCGCAGUGCAGCAGCUCCAGCAGUGGGUGCAGAUGGUGGAGUCGCCACCGCGAAGCAGCGUCCUCCUUUCGAAGACCGACAGCCUUCUGAAGGCCAAGCGGCGGCGGCGUUUCCUCAGAUCGUGGGUCCUGCCAACCCGUACCUGAACGUUCCCCUGUACAGGCCACCCCUGAUACCACGUGUUUCUAUGUGGAGCCCCACCAUGGACGCACCAACGCCGCCCGGCUUCGACGACGGUCCCGAUGUUGUGAAGAACUACGUGCACGGGCCCGAGUCUACUCUACCGCCUGAUGAUGUCGUCUCUAUGAAGCAGGCUGCACUGCUCUUCCUGAUCACGCUCGCAUUCUGCGGUAUAUUCGCGGCUUGGAUUAAGCUUAUGGACAGUGAAGCAAGCGGCAAAACUACGGUUCACGGAGUGCCCAAUAGUAUGGCCACUGCGGCUGGGAAGCAUGACGAUUCUCCCUUCAUCCAGCCUAUGGCGACCGGCCUACCCGGGCGUUCUCCGAAAGACACAUCGCCCAACACCGUAGAUUCAAACGUUACUAGCACAGACAGUUACUGA
Molecule: messenger RNA, 1149 nt
Organism: Rhipicephalus sanguineus (brown dog tick)
Lineage: Eukaryota; Metazoa; Arthropoda; Arachnida; Ixodida; Ixodidae
Product: WAS/WASL-interacting protein family member 1-like
Exons: 1
Coding region: 1-1149 (382 amino acids)
Source: RefSeq, a predicted model, not a curated record